AUGCGGGUGACACGGAGGGCGUGUCCCUUGCACACGCGUGUGCGCAGGCGUCCCCGCCCUCGCUGUGGUUUCGCGGCCGCGGGGAGCAGGAAGCGCCUCGAGCGCGGCCUCCGCCUUCCUGCCACCCCCACGGGGACAGCGCCGGGACCCCCCUGGCGUGGCCCCCGUGUCCCCGGCCGUGUCCCCCGCGCUGUCCCCGGCCGUGUCCCCUGUGUCCCCAUGUCCCUGGCGCUCAAGGCCCGGCAGCGGGCGAGGCGCAAGGGCGGCUCCCGGGAGCGGCUCUUCGGCUGCGACCUCCGCGAGCAUCUCCAGCGCUCGGGGCAGGACGUGCCGCAGGUGCUCCGGAGCUGCACGGAGUUCGUGGAGCAGCACGGGGUGGUCGAUGGCAUCUACCGCCUGUCCGGGGUGUCCUCCAACACCCAGCGGCUGCGGCAGGAGUUCGAGGCGCAGCGCAGCCCGGACCUGUCGCGGGACGUUUACCUGCAGGACGUUCACUGCGUCAGCUCCCUGUGCAAGGCCUACUGCCGCGAGCUGCCCAACCCCCUGCUCACCUACCAGCUCUACGACAAGUUCGCCGACGCCGUGGCCAUCCAGAUGGAGGAGGCGCGGCUGGUGAAGAUCAAGGAGGUGCUCAAGGAGCUGCCGGCGCCGCACUACAGGACGCUGGAGUUCCUGAUGCGCCACUUGCUGCGCAUGGCCGCGCACAGCGGGCGCACCAACAUGCACGCGCGGAACCUGGCCAUCGUGUGGGCCCCCAACCUGCUGCGCUCGAGGGACAUCGAGGCCUCGGGGUUCAACGGCACGGCGGCGUUCAUGGAGGUGCGCGUGCAGUCCAUCGUGGUGGAGUUCAUCCUCACCCACGUGGAGCAGCUCUUCGGGGACGCGCCGCUCCGAGGUGGGGACUGUCCCCGUCGCUCGCUGCUCCUGCCCGGGGGAUCCCCCCCCCUGCACGUCCCGGCCGCACUGAGCCAGGGCGAUGGCCCCCCCCAGAUGCGGCCCUACCACACCAUCAUCGAGCUCGGCGAGCACAGGAGCAAGGGCUCCCUCAAGGCCAAGAAGUGGAGAUCCAUCUUCAACCUGGGCCGCUCCGGGCACGAGGCCAAGCGGAAGCCGGGGAAGGCGGAGGAGAAAGAGAAGUGCGGGAAGGUCACUCUGCGGCCGGCCAAGAGCAUGGACUCGCUCAGCUCCGGCCCCUCCAGACCGUCCGGCCCGGACGCCGCCCGGCUGCUGCCGAAGCUGUCGGUGAAGCUGCGGCCGCAGCGGCAGCACAGCUCGGACGCGGCCCCCGCGGCCCCGGAACCGCCCCCGGAGCUGGACGAGAGCCUGGAGGAGCCCCUGGAAGCGGCGGCCGAGAGCAGCACCAAGUCGGAGCCCACCACCCCCAAAGCCCCCCGGGCGGGGCCGGGGGUCUGCGGCCGCUCCCGCGCCGAGAAAUGCGCGGGGCUCCACAUCUCGGGCCCCUUCUCGGUCACCGUCCCCUUCCACAUCACCUCCAACCUGUCCCGCCUCACCCGGGGGCUCCCGUGCCCCGCACUGGAACGGGAACAGACCCCCGGCAGCCCCCCCGAGCCCGCCCAGGACCCCCGGCCCCGCUCCGAAGAUGCGGAGCAGAGCCGGCUCUCCCUGGAGCUCCGCGACUCCUUCGCCUUCCUGGACGGCCCCGAGACGUGGCUGGAGGGCGGCGGGGACGCGGAGGCGGCGGCGCGGAGCCCCGGGACCGGGGAUGAGACCCCCGGGACGGAGGAUGAGACCCCCGGGACGGAGGAUGGGACCCCCAGGAUCGAGGAUGGGACCGCCGGGACCGAGGAUGGGAUCCCCGAGAUCGAGGAAUUGACCACCGGGAUCGAGGAUGGGAUCCCCGAGAUCGAGGAAUUGACCACCGGGAUGGAGGAUGGGAUCCCCGGGAUCGAAGAUGGGAUCCCCGAGAUGGAGGAUGCGAUCCCCGGGAUCGAAGAUGGAAUCCCCGGGAUGGAGGAUGCGAUCCCCGGGAUCGAAGAUGAGACCCCCGGGAUCGGGGCCGGAUUCCCGGCUGCGGAGGAGGGGAUGGAGAGCGGGUUCAUGAACGCAGGUGAGCGCUGGGCGGAGCAGCCGGACAGUUACCUGUCCAUCGAGGAGUGCACGGAGCAGGACAUGUUCUUCCUGGCCCCCGGCGCCUCCGACUCCGACUCGGACGAAAUCUUCCUGAGCGCCCACGACGAGCUCAGCCCGCUGGGGACCCCCGAGGGACCCCCGGGCGAGGGGACAGCCCUGGAGACCCUGGAGAACCGAGAGAUCCCGGAGAUCUCGGUGAUCCCAGAGAUCCCGGAGACGCCAGAAAUCCCAAAAGUCCUGGAGAUCCCAGAGAUCCCGGAGAUCCCAGAGACCCCAAAAAUCCUGGAGAUCCCGGAGACCCCAGAGAUUCUGACCCAAACGCCCCCAGAAAAGGAUGGUCCAGGAGUGGGGGACCCCCCCCGCGACCCCCAUGGGGAAGGGGGCGGAGGGGAGGGGGCUGCAGAGGGAGACCCCCGCCCCAGGAAUGGGGUGUGGGGUGAGGGAGGAGGGCUCGGGGGUCCCGCCGGGAAUGGGGGAGCGGACGGAGCUGGAUCCCGGCCCCUCAUCCCGGGGGAGGGGGAUCCCCGGGAUUUAGUGGGGUCUCCUCCAGCCCCGCCCCUGGCAGAGCCCCCCCGGGAGCCCCCCGAGCCCCCAGCCCCCGGGUCUGUUCCCGGGGUGGUCCCAGACGGGGCCGAUGUCACCCCCGGGACCACCCCGACCUCUCCCCCGGCCCCGGCCCCUGGAGCUCCCCCCAAAAACCUGGAGCUGACCCAGGACGAGCCCCCCAAAAACCUGGAGACCCCCAGGCCCUCGGAGCUGAUCCAAGAUGAGUCCCCGAGACCCCCGGAGCUGAUCCGGGAUGAGCCCCCCAAAAUCCCGGAGCUGAUCCGGGAUGAGCCCCCGAAAUCCCUGCAGCUCCCUGGACCCCUGGAGCCCCCAAAAUCCCUGGAGCCGAUUUGGGAUGAGCCCCCCAGACCCCUGAAGCUGGUCCGGGAUGAGCCCCCCAGAGCCUCAGAGCCCCCCAAAUCCCCGGAGAGCCCCAAAGCCCCCGGGCAGAUCCGGGAUGAGCCCCCCAAAUCCUGGGACACCCCCAGACCCCUGAAGCCGAUUCAGGAUGAGCCCCCCAAAUCCUGGGACACCCCCAGACCCCUGAAGCCGAUCCAGGAUGAGCCCCCCAGAUUCCCAGAGCCCCCCGGAGCCCUGGAGCCGAUCUGGGGUGAGCCCCCCAGACCCCUGAACGCGAGCCAGGAUGACACCCCCAAAUCCCGGGCCCCCCCCGGACCCCCAAAGCCAAUUUGGGACGGGCGCCCCAAAUCCCUGGAGCCGAUCCUGGCUGAGCCCCCCAAAUCCUGGGACACCCCCAGACCCCUGGAGCUGAUCUGGGACGAAUUCCCCAAAUCCCGGGACCCCCCCCAGACCCUCAAAUCCGAUCUGGGACGGGCGCCCCAAAUCCCUGGAGCCGAUCCUGGCUGA
Molecule: messenger RNA, 3504 nt
Organism: Vidua macroura (Pin-tailed whydah)
Lineage: Eukaryota; Metazoa; Chordata; Aves; Passeriformes; Viduidae
Gene: ARHGAP30
Product: Rho GTPase activating protein 30
Exons: 13
Coding region: 1-3504 (1167 amino acids)
Biological process (GO): small GTPase-mediated signal transduction
Molecular function (GO): GTPase activator activity
Source: RefSeq, a predicted model, not a curated record